Molecule: messenger RNA, 2369 nt
Organism: Calliphora vicina (urban bluebottle blowfly)
Lineage: Eukaryota; Metazoa; Arthropoda; Insecta; Diptera; Calliphoridae
Gene: Tango11
Product: transport and golgi organization 11
Exons: 3
Coding region: 208-1032 (274 amino acids)
Source: RefSeq, a predicted model, not a curated record
UCAAAUGACAGCUGCAAAGCUGUAAAAGAGACAAAUAAAAAAUUAUUUCUGUCCGUGUUUUUUAUGUAAAAAUAAAGAAAAAUUAUUUAAUUUGUCAUAGAAAAUAAAAAGAGUAGCUGGGAACUCAACAUAAAACGACAAAUACGUUUUAGUUCAAUAACCAAAGAAGAAUUUCUUAAUUGAAUAUAGUGCAGUAAGAAAAAGAAAAUGGUUACUCCACAAUCGCCCACCCGCAUGUUUAAUGGUCUAGAUGAGGAUAUUUACAAUGAAGCCAAGUACGCCCAUGAAAUAAAUGACAAAAUGCGUGUUCCCAAGCGUAUUAAGGCUACUGGCGAAUUUUCCGACGAAGACCUAUUGCUGUCCAAUCAAAAUGGCAUGAUUAACUCAUGGAAUUAUCACGAUAAAAUCGAUAUGAAUGUCCCAGAUCGCAUAGUGGUUUUGGGACACAAUCAACAUCUCGAAACACGAUCUGCUCCCCGUGAAAUACAAUUAGAAAAUUCCAUUUUACCCAAAAAUCCCUCGGGUUUUAUACGAGUACAGACUCCUCCACGUACCAUAACACUAAACGAUCACCACUUUCCCUCGGCCUCUGAGGAAAGUUCACCCAAUAAAUUGCACAACGGCGAUGAUUUGGACGAUGAUGAUUUCGAUGAUGACGACGUUGAACGUCCACCUCCAUAUGUGAGGGCAAAUGGCAUCUCAAAUGCCGUAGUGGGCUUUCAUACGAAUGAUGCUAAUUCAGUAGAAUCCGAUUCGCAGUUGACAACAGGUGGUGCAAGCAAACGUUCGCAGACCUUGAUAUACAAUCCAAACGAUACUUCCAUGAUAAGUCAUCGUGAGGGUACACCGAUGGGAGAUCUAACACCUCACGAGGAAAUCUUGUAUUUAAGACGUCAGUUGGCCAAACUAAAUCGAAGGGUAUUGAACAUAGAAAUUGGAAACGAACAGCGUUUACAACGUGAGAAAAUAGUCUACUGCUUAGGUCUGGCAUAUUUUGUACUAAAAGCAAUUGUAUGGCUAAACCGCAAUUAAAUAAGUCAAUACAAGAGAAUACACCAUACAAACGUUAGAUAUAGAUGGAAGAAGAACGAUGUGAAUGACUGAUAGUAGUGGAGUAUAAUAUGUAUGUGCAGAUGGAAAAAAAAACAAAAUAUUUCAAUGAUUAACGUAUAAGAAGAGGUGCUAGGUAUGGCGAAAAGUUAAACAAUAAGAUUUUUUUUACCUAUGGUCAGUUUAUAGUAGGUGCCUGGUCUAUGAAAAUUGAACAUUGACAUGAAUGCUACAGAUUAUACUCAGCCAAACAUCAGCAGCGUUUAAAGAAGAAAGAAACGGGGGAAAAAGUGUAUUUAUUGUUAUGUACUCGUACGAAAGCAUCUUUAUAAAAUCAUCUUAUUUUAGUUUACUACUUUUGCAUUUUUCUCUUUUUUUGCUUUAUUUCUUAAGUUAAAUUUAUUGAUUUCCAAUUUCAAGUUGUUUAUUUAAAACAUCCCAAGGAAAAUUAAGAAAUUAAAUAUUUAAUGAUCAGAUUUUAUUGUUUCUUAAAUGGCGAAUUCUAUAUAAGAAAUAGCUGAUCAAAUAGCAUACAUUAUUUCUAAUGUUUUGUAGUUAGUAGCAUGUAUCUCAUUUAAAUCAUAUACUACAAAAAACAAACCCUUAAAUAUAAAACAAAUUGUCAAGUUUUCCGAUUAUCCGCGACAAGUUAAGUUUUUAAACAAUGCCGAAUUUGAUUAAGAAAUUAUAUUUUCUAUAAUUUAUAAUAUUUACAAUUAAAGAGCUUGCCAUCUCUUUUAUUUGUGUGGCUAAGAAAUAUCGAAAACCAAUUUUACAGAGCAAAAAAUAAAUAAAAACAAACAAAAACACCACCCUAUUAUUAUUCUUUACGUACUACAAGAAAAAAAACUAUUUAAUUUUACAUAUAAAAUACUAUGAAGUUUAUAUUAAAAAAUAAAAAAAAAUCUGUAAAUUACUUUAAAUUAAUUUUAUGUUUAAACUUUUAUUAUAAAAUAGAACAAAGAAUACUUAAAACUUACUCAAAUAACGUGUUUUUUUUUUCUCUAAAAUUAUUAUUUUUUUUUUUUGCGUAAACAAGCACAAUAUUAGAAAUGAUUUCGUUAAACAAAUAAUUAAAUCAAUUGUUAACCACUUCUGUGUCUGUAUUAGUUCAUAAGCUUUAUGAGUAUGUAAAAUUGUGUGACAUUGUUUUGUGAAUAUUUUAAAAUGAUUCAAGGUAUAUUUAAUAAUGAUUUACUUUUGUAAGUCUCAUAUAAAAAUACACAAAUUAUAACAAGAAAAUAAUCCACGAUUUCAGUAUAAAACUCACCAAUAAUAAGUUAAAAUUAGAAAUCUGAAUAAAAAUUUAAAUAAAAUAA